Messenger RNA from Zygotorulaspora mrakii, 1494 nucleotides. RefSeq names its product Mum3p (gene MUM3). Gene Ontology annotation, molecular function: acyltransferase activity. Gene Ontology annotation, cellular component: endomembrane system. The transcript has a single exon. NCBI's taxonomy places the organism in Eukaryota, Fungi, Ascomycota, Saccharomycetes, Saccharomycetales, Saccharomycetaceae. The coding region runs from base 1 to 1494 and encodes 497 amino acids. The record is from RefSeq and is a predicted model, not a curated record.
AUGGCAGUGAGAGACAGUGUGGAGACCAAUUUUUUUGGAUCGAUUCAUAAUAUUCAAAAAACAUGGGAGGUGUAUGAUUGGAUUUGUGUCUCUCUCCGAAUAGCUAUUUUAUGCUCUUACAUCAUUUCACAAAGUGUCAUAUCAUGUUGCCAAAGAUUCCUGAAGUUUUCGGUUCAGAAUCACUUGAUGAAUAUUCUUUUGAAAAUAAACCAGACUUUGUGCAACUGUGUACCUUUUUUUGGCAAACAUCUUCAACAAGUGUUACCCAAAGCAAUUUCAUUUAUUUCAGAGAGGGUUUUACCUGGAUUAGAGAAAUUGUCACAAGUUGUUCAAUUAUGUUUUCAGUUGCAUGUCGUGGAAAUGACACUCAAGGAUAAGAAAAACGUGCAAAUUUUUGUUACUGCUGAAAGUGAUGACCUGAAUCUUUAUGAUGAGAACAAUAGAGUGAUGACAACUCUACUAAUAUCUAACCAUAGGUCCAUAAAUGAUUAUGUGCUGAUAAAUUACUUACUGCAGCAUAGCGGCUAUAAUUCAAUAAGCUUUGCAAAUAAAAGAGAAAUUCUCAAAAACUUUUGGAGCACUGGUGAACUAUCAUUCCCCAGAUUGAAAUUUCUGACAUGGGGUAAAGUUGUUAACUUUCCACAUCUUUCAUUAAUUAAAAAUAUACUGAUCAAAGACGAAAACAGUUUUGUAAUGCCAAAAGAAAUAAAACAGCACCUUUCUAAGGAUGGCAAUGAAGUUGUAACAAUAUUUCCAGAGGUCAAUAUUCUGACGACAGAAUUGAGCAUUGUUCAGAGAAAAUUGAACCAAGAUUACUCAUUUGUAGCUAAAUUUUACAAUGUACUUUACCCAAGGUUCAAGAGUUUUAUAAGUGUUGUAAGAUGUUUUGGCAAUAUAAACAGGGUUAAAACGAAACAUCAUUCGAGCGUCUUUGAUAAUGCCAAAAAAAUUCUGAAUAACGGUGUUGAUAAAUUUGUUAUCAAAGCCAGUUCUCAAAGUGAAAAUACUGUUGAACAAGAUUUUGCACAAGCUUCAAUGGUAUUAGGGCUUCAAAAUAGUUAUGGUGGAGAGAUCAAAGAAGAACCGUCAAAGUGCAACAAUGGGAAACAAGAAAAAGCAGUACCAAAAGAAUUAAUAAGAGUCAACAGGAAUUUGUUUGAUUUCACAAUUGUUUACUACAAGCCAAAGUGCACAAAUACCAAAUUUGAUCAUGAUCAUCUUAACGGUCAAUUUAAAUUACAUAAUGGCUAUCAAUUAGAACAAGUAAAUCCAUCAUUUUUUGAGAUGCUGCAACCGGAAAAGGUUUCAAUUGAGGAAAAUCCAACCUACACAACGACUAAACCUCCUAUCGUUAUAAUGAUUCACAUAAAAAAACAUGAGUUGGGGCCUCUAUUACCAGCCAAGGGAAGAAAUCUAGAAAAAUGGUUAGAGAAUCAAUGGUCUCAAAAGGAUAAAUUAAUUGAUUGCAUAGAAAAUGGAAUUUCCAUCAGAUGA